UGUGGCUAGAGUCACAUAGGUGUCACAAUGGUACAGUCUGCCCCCAUCCGCGGAAAUCCAGUCCCUGCAGAUGAUCUGGUGGGAAUGUUAUGAAGACAGGUUUUAAGCCAAUUAUCAUAUGCGAGCAAGCAUUUCACAGUCUACAAUUAGGUGUGGAUUUAAAGCACACAUUGAAGAGCUGUUGAAUCACCAUCUCUGGAAAAUGGAUCCAGGAUACUUAUUACAUCUCGCUAUUUGAAAUACGUCUCUACCUCUCACUCACUGGCUUUCAUUGUACCAUCAAUAACAUACCAGGCCGACGACGACUGCUAACUAGCUAGCGGGUAUUCCUAGCCACCUAGCUAACAUACUGGUUUCCCCAUUCUUUUCUCAGAUGUCCACAAUGACCACUAAGGUCUUGCAUGCUCCUCCUACACCUAGCCCUGCCUCUUCGUGAUUGAACAGCUGCUGACUGACCAGAGAGGUGAUAUCUGUCUGUGUGGCCAUGACUUAAAGACGUCAUCAAUCAAAGAUGGAGAAAAAGAAAAUGUGCCCCCGUCUGCUGGACUACCUGGUGGUGGUCGGAGCCAGGCAGCCCAGCACUGAUACCGGGUCCCAGACCCCCCAGCUCCUUCGUCGCUACCCGCUGGAGGACCACCCGGACUUCCCCCUGUCCCCGGAUGUGGUCUUCUUCUGUCAGCCUGAGGGAUGCCAGAGCAUCCGGCAGCGCCGGGUCAGCCUGCGUGACGACACCUCCUUCGUAUUCGCACUCACUGAUAAAGACUCGGGCAUCACGCGCUACGGCAUCUGCGUCAACUUCUACCGCUCCUUCCAGCGUGGGGGGCACCGCCGUGACAAGGCAGGUAGUGGUGGAACGGCGGCACAGACAGCGGAAGCGACCAGCGAGGGUUCCGAUGGCAGCGGUGGCUGCCCCACUGCCUCCACGUUGCCGACACCUGCCAGUGCCGACACAACCGCCACGUCCACGCCAGGCACAGAGCCGGGACCGCCCGGUGGUGAGCCAAAUGCCGGCAGGUCCCCUCGGCACAAACGCAGCACUGGCAAAAUGGUCAAUAGGAACCGCGACAGCACACUGACCUCGCUGUGCAUGAUCAGCCACUACCCCUUCUUCUCCACCUUUAGGGAGUGCCUGUACAUCCUCAAGAGAAUGGUGGACUGCUGCAGUCACAGGUUGACCCAGCGCGUCGGCCUGCCACGCGGAACUCAGAGGGACACCAUGUGGCGCGUGUUCACGGGGGCCCUGUUGGUUGAGGAGAAGGGCAGCCAGCUGCUGGCUGACCUGCGGGAGAUCGAGUCCUGGGUCUACCGCCUCCUGCGCUCUCCGGUGCCCGUGGCGGGCCAACGGCGCGUAGAUGUGGAGGUGCUGCCCCACGAGAUGCAGCCGUCACUCACCUUUGCCCUGCCUGACAACUCUCGCUUCUCCAUGGUGGACUUUCCCCUGCACCUGCCCCUGGAGUUGCUGGGUGUGGAUGCCUGCCUCAUGGUGCUCAGCUGCAUCCUGCUGGAGCACAAGGUGGUCCUCCAGUCGCGGGACUACAAUGCCCUGACCAUGAGUGUCAUGGCGUUUGUAGCCAUGAUCUACCCCCUGGAGUACAUGUUCCCUGUCAUUCCCCUACUGCCCACCUGCAUGGCCUCCGCUGAACAGCUUCUCCUUGCCCCCACCCCUUACAUCAUAGGUGUGCCUGCCAGCUUCUUCCUCUACAAAUCCGAUUUCAAAAUGCCCGACGACAUUUGGCUCGUGGACCUGGACUGUAACAAGGUCAAAGCACCCACCAAUGCAGAGCACCUACCCCCUCUUCCCGAGCCAGAAUCCACAGAACUCAAGAAACACCUGAAACAGUGUCUGGUUAGGUUGACCGUGAUCACCCAAAAGCAGAUCUUCUCCUCUGACAAUAAGGCCCUGGCCAGCAUGAGUCUCAACACCCAGCCCAUUCUGAACCUGGAGAAGUUCCAGGAGGGCCAGGAGUUACCCCUGCUCCCCCCCGGCCAGAACAAGGCGUCGCCCUCCUCCACAGAGUUCAACCCUCUCAUCUACGGCAACGACGUGGACUCUGUGGAUGUGGCCACCAGGGUUGCCAUGGUGCGGUUCUUCAACUCCCCCAACGUGCUCCAGGGUUUCCAGAUGCACACACGCACGCUGCGCCUCUUCCCCCGGCCUGUGGUGGCUUUCCAGGCCACGUCCUUCCUGGCCUCGCGGCCCCGCCGCUCAGGCUUCGCUGAGAAGCUGUCGCACACCCAGGCCGUGGAGUACUACGGCGAGUGGGCUCUCAACCCCACCAACCUGGCCUUUCAGAGGAUCCACAACAACGUGUAUGAUCCAUCUUUGAUCGGAGACAAGGGCAAGUGGUACGCCCACCAGCUGCAGCCGGUGUUCUACCGCGUGUACGACGGCAGCUCCCAGCUGGCCGAGGCCAUGAGCGGACCCCUAGAGGAUGAGGCUAAUGACUCGGACCCCACAGACGACAGCAGCGACAGCGAGGCUGGCUACGACGACUCCAGCUCUUCCUACUCGUCACUUGGAGAUUUGGUGAACGAAAUGAUCAAAUGUGACAUCCAAGGGGACGCGCCAAACCUGGAUCCCCCUACCCACGCUGCACUGGGAGAUGCCAGCGAAGUGGAGUUCCAGGACUUCCAGGAGUUCAAGGGAGAGGGUCCCCUCCCUCAAGAGAAGGCACUGCCCGAGGGGGGCGAUGGACCUCCUGAACCUUCUGAUGGACAAGCCCUCCGCUCGAGCUCCAGCACAACCGCCAGCUCCAGCCCCAGCACAAUCAUCCAGGGAGUCAACAAUGAGCAGGCAGAACCAGUGGAAAUGGAGGCGUUGGCCAGUGCAGCUCUACAGAACCCUGUCCCGGGAUUGGGCGUUCCGACCUUCUCCAGACCUCCUCCAGACGCUGCCCCUGUGGGACCAGCCAAUAAGAAGGGAGAGUAUGACAACCCCUACUUUGAGCCUCAGUAUGGCUUCCCUGCUGAGGAGGACCCUGAGGCAGAAGACCAAGAGGAGACGUACACGCCCCGGUUCAACCAGAACCUCAACGGCAACAAAGCCCAACGCCUCCUGAGGCCCAGCAGCCUAAAGCUGCCCGGAGAGUCAGACGGAGAGGGCGACUCCCGCAACAGUUCUCCAAAUUCCACCAUCUCCAACAACAGCAGCGAUGGCUUUGGGGGCCUCAUGUCCUUUGCUAGUAAUCUGUACAAGAACCACGGCACCAGCUUCAGCCUCUCCAACCUGUCUGUACCCAAUAAGGGGGGGCUGAGGGAGAAGACCGCUGGGGCUGGGCCCUUCCCCAAUCUCAAAGUAUUUGGACUAAAUUCUCUAAUGGAGAUAAUUACAGAGGCCGGCCCGGGGAGCGGAGAAGGAGGCGCCCGCGGUCCCCCCAGAGCCCUCGUUGACCAGAAGUCGUCGGUCAUUAAGCACAGUCCCACGGUCAAGAGAGAGUCCCCCUCUCCCCAGGGUCGUGCCAACAAUACCAGUGAGAACCAGCAGUUCCUGAAGGAGGUGGUGCAGAGCGUGUUGGAGGGCCAAGGCGUGGGCUGGCUCAACAUGAAGAAGGUGCGCCGCCUGCUGGAGAACGAGCAGCUACGCGUCUUCGUGCUGAGCAAGCUGAACCGGGCCGUCCAGUCAGAGGAGGAUGUCAGGCAAGAGGUCAUCCGUGAUGUGGAGAUUAGCAGGAAGGUGUACAAGGGCAUGUUAGACAUACUGAAGUGCAGCGUGUCUAGUCUGGAACACUCAUACACCAAUGCCGGGCUUGGAGGCAUGGCCAGCGUCUUUGUUCUACUGGAAAUAGCACGCACCCACUACCAAACCAAAGUAGACCCAGAGAAGCGCAAGCGGAGCCCCAGUGACUCUGCAAGCAGCCCGGGCAGCAAGGGGAGCCCGUCUCCCCGCAUGGAGGGCACCAAGCCCCCAGGGCUCCUUCCGGUUCCCCGUCUCCAACUGCCGCACCCCACCUCCGGGGGCAAAGGCACCCGCCACUUUGACACCCGGAGUCUGAACGAGGAGAAUUUUAUUGCCUCCAUUGAAUUGUGGAGCAGGCACCAUGAAAAGGAUAAGCAAAAAGCUAUGGAAAAACAACAGAGAGCGGAGGGGGCUAAAAAACAGCACCCUGAGCUGACCGACAUGGAGGAGAAGAAGUCCCAGAUCAGUGCUGACAGUGGCCUCAGCAUCACCUCCGGAUCCCAGAAGAGUGACACAGAGUCUGUGACCAGCACUGAACCGCCAGUCCUUACCCGAAGCACCAGCCAGGACUCAGAGGCCAGCACAGUGAUAAGUAACAGCUCAGGGGAGACGCUGGGAGCUGACAGUGACUUGAGUAGCACCGCUGGAGAGGGCUUGGGUGGCAGGCAAGCCCCCCACCUCAACCUUUCCAGGGGAACACUGUCCGACAGCGAGAUUGAGACCAACCCGGCCACCAGCUCAGUGUUUGGUAAGACCCAAAAGAUGAAGCCUGGUGUGAAGGAGGCGAACGCUAAACUUGUGCCUGUCCUGGCUAAGGGGCCUCCCGCCCAGCAUUUGGAGGACAUAAGCAUGAGGAUUUACCUGUGUGAUGGCCUGCUGGGGCGCGACAAGAGCUCCAUGUGGGACCAGCUGGAGGAUGCUGCCAUGGAAACCUUCUCUCUGAGUAAGGAGCGCUCUACACUGUGGGACCAGGUCCAGUUCUGGGAGGAUGCUUACUUGGAUGCUGUCAUGUUGGAGAGGGAGGGGAUGGGUAUGGACCAGGGACCUCAAGAGAUGAUUGACAGAUACUUGUCACUCGGGGACCACGACCGUAAGCGCCUGGAGGACGACGAGGACAGGCUGCUAGCUACUCUACUGCACAAUAUGAUCGCCUACAUGCUAAUGGUUAAGGUGAGCAAGAAUGACAUCAGGAAGAAGGUGAGGCGUCUGAUGGGGAAGUCCCACAUCGGCCUCAGCCACAGCCAGGAGAUCAAUGAGUGUCUGGACAAACUGGCUAAUUUGAAUGGCCGCGAGCUGUCCAUCAGACCGAGCGGAAGCCGCCACAUCAAGAAGCAGACCUUCGUGGUGCAUGCUGGGACAGACACCACGGGGGACAUCUUCUUCAUGGAGGUGUGUGACGACUGCAUAGUCCUGCGCAGCAACAUCGGCACAGUGUAUGAGCGCUGGUGGUACGAGAAGCUCAUUAACAUGACCUACUGUCCCAAGACCAAGGUGCUGUGUCUGUGGAGACGCAAUGGCCAGGAAACUCAACUCAACAAGUUCUACACCAAGAAGUGUCGUGAAUUGUAUUACUGUGUGAAGGACAGCAUGGAAAGGGCUGCUGCACGACAGCAGAGCAUUAAACCAGGUCCAGAGCUGGGUGGAGAGUUCCCUGUGCAGGACAUGAAGACGGGCGAGGGAGGACUGCUGCAAGUCACCCUGGAAGGCAUCAACCUCAAAUUCAUGCACAGCCAGGUUUUCAUAGAGCUGAAUCACAUUAAAAAGUGCAAUACUGUGAAGGGAGUCUUUGUCCUGGAGGAAUUUGUUCCUGAAACUAAAGAAGUGGUGAUCCACAAGUACAAGACACCCAUGGCACACCAGAUCUGUUACUCCGUCCUCUGCCUUUUCUCCUACGUGGCUGCGGUGAAGGGGAAGGAAGCAGAAGGCAAGUCCAAGCUCCUAUCUCCAAGACCCCUGCCCAGCUAGUCUACGACCCAUCCAAUCUACACCCCCCUCCCACCCACACACACACACAAAACCCCCUGUGCCUCUCACUCUGCAACAAAGUGGAAUCUCGGUCCUACUAUGACAUUGAGUUCUGACAAUCCUUGACCUACUUAAGCACACACCUCUACUCCUCUUUGCACCCUGUAAGUACAUCUCCAAGAGAUACCCUCUACUCUUUGUGCAUGGCCCUGUAAGUAAAAUCCUGUGUGUGUGUGUGUGUGUGUGUGUGUGUGUGUGUGUGUGUGUGUGUGUGUGUGUGUGUGUGUGUGUAUAAACUAAGCAAAAAAAGAAACGUCCUCUCACUGUCAACUGCGUUUAUUUUCAGCAAACUUAACGUGUAAGUAUUUGUAUGAACUUAACAAGAUUCAUCAACUGAGACAUAAACUGGACAAGUUCCACAGACAUUUGAAUAACAGAAGUGGAAGUGUCCCUGCACAAAGGGGGGGGGGUCAAAAUCAAAAGUAACAGUCAGUAUCUGGUGUGGUCCCCAGCUGCAUUAAGUACGGCAGUGCAUCUCCUCGUGGACUGAGCCAGAUUUGCCAGUUCUUGCUGUGAGAUGUUACCCCACUCUUCCACCAAGGCACCUGCAAGUUCCCGGACAUUUCUAGGGGGAAUGGCCCUAGCCCUCACCCUCCGAUCCAAACAGGUCCUAGACGUGCUCAAUGGGAUUGAGAUCCUGGCUCUUCGCUGGCUUUGACAGAACACCGACAUUCCUGUCUUGCAGGAAAUCACGCACAGAAUGAGCAGUAUGGCUGGUGGCAUUGUCAUGCUGGAGGGUCAUGUCAGGAUGAGCCUGCUGGAAGGGGGUACCACAUGAGGGAGAAGGAUGUCUUCCCUGUAACGCACAGCGUUGAGAUUGCCUGCAAUGACAACAAGCUCAGCCCGAUGAUGCUGUAACACACCGCCCCAGACCAUGACGGACCCUCCACCUCCAAAUCGAUUCCGCUCCAGAGUACAGGCCUCGGUGUAACGCUCAAUCCUUCGACGAUAAAUGCAAAUCCGACCAUCACCCCUGGUGAGACAAAACCGCGACUCGUCAUUGAAGAGCACUUUUUGCCAGUACUGUCUGGUCCAGCGACGGUGGGUUUGUGCCCAUAGGCGACGUUGUUGCCGGUGAUGUGUGGUGAAGACCUGCCUUACAACAGGCCUCCAGCCUCUCUCAGCCUAUUGCGGACAGUCUGAGCACUGAUGGAGGGAUUGUGCGUUCCUGGUGUAACUCAGGCAGUUGUUGCCAUGCUGUACCUGUCCCGCAGGUGUGAUGUUCAGAUGUACCGAUCCUGUGUAGGUGUUGUUACACGUGGUCUGCCACUGCAAGGACAAUCAGCUGUGUGUCUUCACUCCCUGUAGCGCUGUCUUAGGCGUCUCACAGUACAGACAUUGCAAUUUAUUGCCCUGGCCACAUCUGCAGUCCUCAUGCCUCCUUGCAGCAUGCCUAAGGCACAUUCACUCAGAUAAGCAGAGACCCUGGGCAUCUUUCUUUUGGUGUUUUUCAGAGUCCGUAGAAAGGCCUCUUUCGUGUCCUAAGUUUUCAGAACUGUGACCUUAAUUGCCCACCGUCUGUAGGCUGUUAGUGUCUUAACGACCGUUCCACAGGUGCAUGUUCAUUGUUUAUGGUUCAUUGAACAAGCAUGGGAAACAGUGUUAAACCCUUUACAAUGAAGAUCUGUGAAGUUAUUUGGAUUUUUACGAAUUAUCUUUGAAAGACAGGGUCCUGAAAAAGGGACGUUUCUCUUUUUGCUGAGUUUAUAUAUGCAUGUAAGUCGCUCUGGAUAAGAGCGUCUGCUAAAUGACUUAAAUGUAAAUGUAUAUGUGAACCCUGGUCUGUGGCAUCGUGCGUAAAAUUUCCCAACCCAGGUCACGUCCUCUAGACUCCUCCCAUACAGGCCCAGCCUGAGGCCUUGGCCGUACACGUGCUUGUUCUUCAAGGGGAGACUUGGUCCGUCCGUCCCCCAUCUCUGUCCCCUCUUUGUGACUGUCCUCUUGUCCUGGCCUGCUGCCAAGGUCUCAUUGGUUGUUUUUAAUGGGAUGGAGACGGUGAGGGGGAGGGAUAUGUGAGGCACAGCCCUGCAAGUCGAUAAGAAAGCAACCAAACCUCCCUGCCCACUCUGCGACUGUGUGAUGAAUAUUCUAUGUGCUAUGUGGUAUUACUGUAAAACUCCAGUCUGUCCCAAGUCCAAACCAGUGAAAUGUUUAAAAAGCACUCUAGUACUGACGGGUGUCACUUUGUUAAAUACUACUACUGUUAAAUACUACUACUGUAUGGUGCAUCAAACACUGCAUGUAAAAGCUUUUUAAAGGUUUCGUUCCUUUUGAUCACAAAAUGAUAUUGUGUGGUCCAAGAUGCGCGUAUCUCUUUAGCUUGCCCGGUGAGGCUAAACUACUGUAGUUCUACUGUCAAAUUUCUUGUCUGUGGUCCUCUUUAUUGAAUUGCAUGUUACCAUGGAGAAAAAAAUAUUUGAAGAGAAGCAGAAUGCUGUACAUUUCACCAUAAAAUGUUUUACAAUGUGUGGUUUAUUCACUAGAUGUGCAAUACUUUACAUAGUUAGCCAGAGCCAGAUCAUUGUUCUGAUAAAACAUCUCGGCUAUUCUGGCUUUCAAAGUGCAAAGAAUGUAAAAAAAAAAAAAAAAAAAAAAUGAAAAGGACUUCCUUGUCUUACAUAUUUAUUGAAGUGAAUAAAUGAUGACCUCUUGUUUAUAAGUGCAAAAUCACUAUUUGGAGAUUCUAAACCUACUGCUGCGCUAUCAAGCCCUGCUGUUAUGGUUUUGUCCAUUAAGUCUUCAUGUUGUGUCAGUACUGUGGUAAGAGAAAUAAAUACAUUCUAGCCCCAUUUCAGCCCAACUGUAAAUCCCACAGUUUGAGUGUGUACAUGCAGUGUAUUGUUUUGCCAGAUCAGCAAUAUAUGAAUAAUACAGCUAUGUGAUCAGGAUAUUGUUUUUAAUGUUUAAGUGGCUUUUAUUUUUUAGAGAGGAAAUGCUUGUGUAAGGAACAUAGUUACAAAUACCAUGAGGCAAUUAUUUAAGGCAUUUCAUUAUUGACAAUAAAAACACUGGUGUAAAUAUGAGGGUCUCAAAACAGUUUGAAGACUAGGUAUAGUUUCUUAGACUAGUUACAUAUGAGAACCUUAAGAAACGGGAGUAUUUGAAACCAACCAACCCUAUUAUUGUGGUAGCUAGCCUGCUGCUGUGGUGAAAGUGAUGGAAUAAUUGAAAUGGGUGUGAAAAAAAGUAUUUAUAGAACAUGUACAGCUUUGGCAAUAUCAAAAUAAAAGUUGUCAAAACUAAA
Messenger RNA from Oncorhynchus keta (chum salmon), 8945 nucleotides. Its product is annotated as MAP kinase-activating death domain protein. Gene Ontology annotation, biological process: regulation of apoptotic process; regulation of Rab protein signal transduction. Gene Ontology annotation, molecular function: guanyl-nucleotide exchange factor activity. Bases 512 to 5641 code for a protein of 1709 amino acids. Gene Ontology annotation, cellular component: cytosol. The transcript has 37 exons. NCBI's taxonomy places the organism in Eukaryota, Metazoa, Chordata, Actinopteri, Salmoniformes, Salmonidae. The record is from RefSeq and is a predicted model, not a curated record.